AUGAUGAUCAUUAAUCUAUUUCUAUUGUAUUAUUUGAUACAAACAACUCUAUCAGAUGUUAAUUAUAAUAUUACCAGUGAACUACUCAAAAUUUUCGAUGAUCAAAAUGCUCGUUUUGGUCCAGCGUUGCCCGCUGCAGGAUUGAAGGGCUAUAUAACAACGACGAAUCCACCGAACGGUUGUCAUAAAAUGGAUCCACCACCAUUUGGUAUUCAUAAAGAUGGAUACCAUUGGAUUGCACUUAUUCCUCGCACAAGUGGUACAGAUUCUUGUGAAUUUGUUGUGAAAGUCGAAAAUGCUCAACAAGCGAAUUUUAGUGCGGUGAUUAUAUAUAAUUAUGAAGACACCUUACUACCAAUGGGAUCAUCAUCAAAAGAUGUUCAUAUUCCAUCAACAAUGAUUACACAUACUGAUGGCUUGUUCCUGAUUUCGCAUUACUUGUAUAAUAAAACAACAGUGAAUGCUACUCCAAUGUAUUAUGUCAAAUUAAUUCCUGAACCACCAUUUAAACUUGGAGUCUACAUGAUACCAUUUAUUGUUGUUAUAGCUGUUUCAUUUCUUGGUCUCGUUGGUUUUAUUUUGGUGAAAUGCCAUUUGGAACGACGUCGAACGCGUCGUCAUCGUUUGCCACGAUCAGCCCUCAAACAGUUGAAAGUGAAAAAGUUUGUGAAAACUGACCCGUGGGAGGUGUGCAUUAUUUGUUUGGAUGAAUUUGAAGAAGGAACGAAGCUACGUAUUCUACCUUGCGAUCAUGCAUAUCAUAUGAAAUGUAUCGAUCGUUGGCUCAUUGACCAUCGACGACAAUGUCCAGUGUGUAAACGCUAUGUCUUUCCUAAUCAUGAUCAUUCUGAUGAUGAAGAAAACGGUGAUCGUCCACAACAAAGAGCAUCUACAGAACACACACCGUUGAUAAGUUCAAGUACCACCGAUACCAUUAAUACUCCAUCAAAUCUUCAUUAUUUGCCUCACGUUCGUCGCAUGCUCAAUCCGCUACAGAAUGAUGUUCGCAGGAUUUCAAAUGUAUCAAGCAAUUCAUCAGGUAGUAUCGAAAAUCUGUCUUCGUCGUCGCGACAAACUGCGACAACCACAGAAAUCAUAUUCAAUCAACCAUCAAUCAAUUCUCGACACUAUGGUAGCAUUGAUGAGUCGUCAAGAACGGCACAACGUCGUGCUCAUCGUUACUUUGAUACAUUCAAUGAAACAACGAACGAUAUUACGACAUCGAUGCGUUCAAUCGUCGACCAGACCAAUGGUAUCGAAACAACUGAUGAAGAAGAUGACCAAAUGCAUUCAGUUAUCACAAGUUCGGAAGAUAAUCCAUCUUACGUUCCUACUGACGAAGAAUCGGCUAGAGACACGACUAACAUACAUUUGUAA
Molecule: messenger RNA, 1377 nt
Organism: Adineta ricciae
Lineage: Eukaryota; Metazoa; Rotifera; Eurotatoria; Adinetida; Adinetidae
Source: the annotation of a GenBank genome assembly